Aspergillus homomorphus CBS 101889 is the source of this 3796-nucleotide messenger RNA. RefSeq lists its product as uncharacterized. NCBI's taxonomy places the organism in Eukaryota, Fungi, Ascomycota, Eurotiomycetes, Eurotiales, Aspergillaceae. The annotation marks the transcript as partial. The transcript is spliced from 2 exons. The record is from RefSeq and is a predicted model, not a curated record.
CCUAAAUUCAUUCCCGCAGUACAAUACCGAUUCAGGCUAUCAUGGCAUGGCCGAUGACCAAGACAUGGAUGAAGAGGAGGAUGACGAUGUUGUCUUGACACAAGUCCAGCCUGAAUCCCAGUCGUCGACGCAGCCAAUGGAUACCGAGCCGACCGGAGCGAAAGAACAGACUAAGCUAUUAUCAGAUGAUCGCCGCACGACAGCCAGCUCGUUCCACUCCGCCCAAGAGAAUGUGCGCCAGCGAGGCGAGACCGUCGAACCUAUGCAAGCUGAACCGACCCCGAAACGAAACGCGCCCUCCCCGAUGAAGACCCCAGUAGAGUUGAGAAAACCAGAGCCCACUGCUGCACCGCUGCCUAAGCUUGAGGAUAAACCAGAAAUGGAAGCUGCACAAGAGGCCCACGACGCGCCUAUGCCCGAGCCUAAACUGCAGGCUGAACCCGAGCCUGAGCCCCAGCAUGGAAUUGAAACUGGAUUUGAUGCGGAACCUGAGGUUGAGCUCGAGGCUGGGCCUGAGGCUGAGCCUGAGGUUGAGCGUGAGGAGCGUGAGAAACCCGGGGCUGAGCUACACCAGCAAAUCGAGCCUCAACAAGCGCCAGAACCCGAGAGCAAGCCCGAAAAACAGGAAGAACCCGAGCAAGAGACAGUGCCAGAGCUUAGCCAUCAGCCGGCGUCGGAGCCGGAUGCAGAGAAAGAGCCUGCCGAAGCCGUACAGCCAAACUCACCUGCCAAGUCUCCCACCGCACCUGCCGCGGAGCUUGCACCGGAAGGGAAGGAGGAUAACAAGGAUGAAAUGGUACUUGAUAUUGAUGAUAUCGGCUCUCCCUCGGAUGUCUCUCCUCCGGCACGCCCCCCAAUUCGCAAGAGCAGCCUUUCUUUCGCGUCACUGCCUGCACGCGAGCCACUGACCAAGAAGAGUCUGGGUGGUUCGAGACUGUCUCGUACAAGUCAUUUGGAAAUGCCCAAACUUAGUAAUGCAGGAGGCUAUCUCGGUAGGCAGACUGGGGGACACAGAACUACGCAGCCUGCCAUUGGUGACGAUACGACUCACAACGACAAAAUGGAUAUUGACGACAGCAAGAAUCUGACUGACGACGGAGAAUCGGAUGUCGAUACGAAGGCUAGCAAGCUCCAUACUAAGUCUUCAACUCAAAGGUUGCAUGAGAAGAUUAGCAUGCUCGGCAAACUCCAGCCAUCGCGACCAACCAAGUCCAUUCCAGCAGUCUCGCGCAUAUCGGCAGCGCAGGUCACCUACCCUGAAUUGCCCAUUUCGAAGCCUGAGACCAGGCCAGAAGUUCCUAACCCCAAGCCCCGUGAUCCGCCCGCCGCAGAGCCUAUGCAGAUCGAUGAUGACUGGAUCAAACCCAUGAACUCGCCUUAUCGCUCAAACAGCCAGGCAGACCAGAAAGCCGACAGCAAAGAAAACAAACCUUCCGCCGCUAGAGUUCCGCGGGCUGCUGAGGAAGAUCGCCCUUCGGUUGCUUUGGACAAUGCAGCAAGUGCGACGGGAACAAUCAAGGCUGCCCCGAAACGCGCCUCGGACGUAGGUCGCGGAAAGUCGUCAACGCCUAUCUAUUCCUCUCCACAGCGGCCUGGCCAUCACAAGAGCGCGUCCGCUCACAUUGACUCCCAAUUGUCGACGACGCCUGUGGGUUCUCCUGCGCCAGAACGUUGGGAUGGGCCGUUGAGUGCGUCAAAGUCAAGACUCCAAUCGAUCGUGCAAUCGGCCAAGGGUCUGUUCACGAAUACUGGAGGCAUAUCGGCUGCAGCCCGGAAAGAAGCGUCCUCACCAGAACAACCAAGACUGCGACCAAGCGGCCGGCCGAUCAGCGAGCUCAGGGAUAAUACGCAGCGACCACAGUCUGCCCAGCUUCUGAGCCCGCCACGACAAGAAGGUCGUAGGACACGCAGCUCUACCGAGAGAGAAGAGAAGCGUAGGCAGAAAGAACUUGAGGAACGUCAAAGAGAGGAGGAGCUGGCCGAGAAAGCUCGGCAACAAGAGAAACAGAGAGCGAUGCAACUCAGGUCUGCGCAGGAAAGGUAUACUGCUAACAGCGAGUCUCGUGCAACUUCCGAGGCCCCUACAGCACCAGCACCUCAGAGAUUGCCCCAACUGCAAAAAUCAUCCAAGGAACCAGAAUCUGUCGUUGAGGCCGGAUCCAAGAUCACCGUCCCGACGUCUAUCCCUCAGCAACAGCAGACAAAGGGCCGUCCCGUCAAACCAACCCGCGAAACCCUUCAGAAGCCCAGGCCUCAACCUGUGUCGAUUCGUGUGGGAAGUGCUCUUUCUCGACCCAUGACGCUGGCAUCUUCUACCAUGUCUUCUGGGAUGCGGGAAUCCAGUGUCCCAGCCCCGACACCAGCUUCCGCAGUCAAACAACCUACUCUGAAGAAGAAGGCUAGCAACUCCUCCCUACAUACUGCUUCGUCCAACAGCAGCUUUAAGAGCUCUAUGUCCACUCAGUCGCAACGCAAGGCUCAGCUUGCAAGCGAGAAGAAGCGCGAGCAAGAGGAACGCGAGGCCAGGCGUCGGGAGGAGCAGCGCCGUGAACUCGAACGGAAGCGAGCAGCCCAGCAACAAGAAGAAGCCCGUCGCCAGGAUAUGCGCAGUCGGGCAGAGGAGCGGCGCGAGCGCCUCGUUGCUGAAGAUCCAAAGAAAGCCGCACAGAUCCAGGCAAUCGAGAAGCGGAGGCUUGAAAACCAACGGAGGCUCGAGAGACAGGGAAGCCAACAGCCCGACACCAAUCCUCCAGAAAGGCCAGCCUCCCAAGCCGCUCAGCGGAGUGAGUUGGGAACCAUUCGACCGGCUUCUCGCCUUGGAUCUAUUCAACCUUUCCACCGGUCCAUUAACCAACCUCAACCCAACCCGGCCAAACCUCCCAAGAGAGGUCUGGAUGAGGAGGCCAACCAGCGGCCUACGGCGCUGAAGACGGGCACGAUGCAGCCAGCCGGGGAGUCCAAACGUAGACGGACAGAAGACGAACAGAACCGCAUGUCCUCUAUGCGCCCUACGAUGGCCCCGCCGAUCCGCCAGUCCAACAUCCGCAAGGAGCCUAAGAAACCUUCCUUCUACAGCCAUGCGCAGCCACCACCCUCAAUCCUCAAGACCGGACAAACGCAGAGACCCGCGCACCCGAUGGAUAUGUCCAAGUACGCGAGCGGCAAGAUUCCCUUCGCCGAACCACCCAUUGCCCCACCAGCUGCGCACCGGACGCCAGCGGCCAGCUCCUCGCAGAAGCACCAGGUCAAGGAGUCGCCCAGCUACCCGAACGGCGAGAACAUCAACCUGCCUGAGAUCGCGACGGACAGCGAAGACGAGGACUCGGAGGCCGAGAUGCUUCCUGUCCCCAAGUGGGCCCAGCCGAAAGAGCUGGAGUCCCUGCUGCGCCAACAGGAAGGCAUGGAAGCGGAUUCGAUCUUCGGACCCAUUGCCCCUUUCUCCCUGGAGGAGACGUUCAAGGGCGACAAGAAAAUCAAGAAAUUCCGCGAGCGCACCAGCAGUGCUCACUGGUCUGGUCCGGACGGCCUGACGCAGGACGAAAUCAGACGCGACCUGGCUGAGCGUCAACGCUUGCGGCUCAAUGGUGGCUGGACCUAUAAUUAAUCUGCCAGUCUUUUGCUGGCUCGCCUUUGUGUGGGGCUUUUCUUUUCUCUCUCUAUCUCUCAAUGACCACGGGGCUUCAUGGUUUUGUUUUUCUUUUCUUCUUCGGGAUUAAUGGGAUGAACUCUGCAGCUGAAUUCUGCGAGUAACGGCUGGUGGGCAUGACUGGUCUGGCGUUUGAUCAUAUUCCGACUU